AUGCUCACCCCACCGUACAACUUCUCCAUUGUGGCCGCUCCCAUAGCACCCGACGGCGAGCGUGCCCAAAUCCUCUACCGUGGUAGUAUCCCCGCCGCGCGUAACGCCUCGUUCCUCCGCCGCCUCGGCAUUCGCACCCUUGUCUACCUCCGCAAGAAGGAGUACAAGGAAGACGAUCCACUAGUCGUGUGGGCCGGCAAGCAAGGCAUCGACCUGCGAUGGGUAAAGGCCGAGAAGAUGGAAGAAGAGACGCUUGGCAUGGAGCCCGAGCACGUCACUGACGUUCUCAAGAUCCUUCUCAACCCUGUCGCAUAUCCGAUUUACCUCGCCGACGCCGACGGUAUCUCGCACACCACGUUGGUAGUGGCAUGCCUGCGGAAGCUGCAGGGCUGGCACUCGGAAUGCAUCGUCAACGAGAUCUACCGCUUCGAGCCAGACCACGACGACCUCCCACUUGUGCCGUUCAUUACGUCGUACCUCUCCACUUCGGCACCAUCCAAGGAUGAUAGUGGCGCGCUCGCCCUUCCUCCACCACCGUACCCGACAUGGUUGUGGCCCCAGCCUGCAACGAUCCCAACGGGCUCGAGAUCCGCGUCCAUUGUCACAGGGCGAUCGGAGCGCGCACUCUCGAGUGUUUCUAACGCCUCCAACACGUCCGGCAGCCUUCCGUUCCCCAACCCACUCACGGUGCGGCGCCAUCCGUCUAUGCGCCUCGGCUUCAGCAACGUCCCAGCGCAGCUGCCUGACAAGGCGCCGGGGCUGUGGCGCGAGCGCUCAAACACGGCUGCUUCGCGCGCCGUCAGUGAUAAACCACGCACCACGAGCCAAGGGAACACAUUCAACUCACGCUCCGACUCAGGAGACGCAGAGGACCGACUGCGCAUGCCGCACCACGUAUCGUUCAGCGAGAAUGUGCCGUCGGGCAUAUUAACGAGGUCGCCGGCGGUCCUGCCGAGCAACCUGCGCCACUCUAACGAACUGGGAGAGGAAGAGGCAUCCGAGGCCACGGAGGAUACAGCGAGGUUGAGAAGUACCGGUCUAACGGUCAGUGAUGGCGACGUUGGGGACGACUAUGCGUUAGACGACGCAGAGGACGAGUCCAUCGAUGACGACGGGGAUUAUGACGAGGAGUAUGAGGACGAAGACGAGGACGAGGACGAUGAAGAUGAGGAAGAUGAUGAGGAAGAAGAUGAGCCGCCUGUGUCGCAGUACAUCAGCGCGCUCGAUCUGGCGGGGAUGUGA
Messenger RNA from Cutaneotrichosporon cavernicola, 1242 nucleotides. RefSeq lists its product as uncharacterized. The transcript is spliced from 3 exons. NCBI's taxonomy places the organism in Eukaryota, Fungi, Basidiomycota, Tremellomycetes, Trichosporonales, Trichosporonaceae. The record is from RefSeq and is a predicted model, not a curated record. Gene Ontology annotation, molecular function: phosphatase activity. Bases 1 to 1242 code for a protein of 413 amino acids.